AUGUCUGAUAUCUUUACCUCGUUAGACGCCGAAGCAGCUGCUUUAAUUGAGCGUAUGUCGUGGAUGGAAGGAACCUCGCGCGGGCAUCUCUCACUUCUCGCGCAUGUCGUCAGCUCGGCGACGACUCUGAGGAGCAAUCUGGAAGAACGAGUGGCCUGGCUAGAAGAAUGGGAGAAAGACUUGGAAAGGAGACGCUUAGAGCAAGAGCGUAGCGAGAAUGAACGGAGCAACGCGCUGGUCGAUCGGGUCGAACAUCUCCAGAUAUGUCUAGAUUCUUUGUGUAAGUCGCUGGCGAAGGCCGGCGAGUUCAUAGACAAAGAAUCAGCAGAUCUCAAGGGAAAGCUGAAGGAAGCGCAGGAUGAAAUCAAAGAGAAGACGUUGGCUUCCUCCAUAGUCAUAGGCAGGAUUCACGAAGUCGCUGUUAAAUCCAACACCCUCCGCAAAGAGAUUGAAGAAGCGUGCGUCGUGAACGGUAGACUCGAGCAAGUAUUAAAAGAUAUCCGCCCUAGAAUCGCGUCGAUAAAAAAAGAGACGGCCCAGACGAAAAAGGAUAUGGCCGACCUCGCUAGCACUAACUCUUCGUUGGUCAUGCGCAACCAGGAACUAACCAAAGAUUUGGAGUCCGCGCGUAGAGAAGCUGGAGAGAAGAAUGCCGACCUAUCUAGCAAGCUCGACGGAGCCGAGAAGGAGCUCCAAUCUAAGACGGCGAGCCUAGCCGAAUCGCAGAACCGAGUUAAGGCCCUGUCUAAAGAACUAGAGGAGAUGAAGGUAGAAGGCCAAAAUGUGCAGAACGACCUAACCAACAAGCUUCGCGAAGCGGAGAAGGAGCUCCAAUCCAAGGCGAUGAGCCUUACCGACGCGAGCAAGUUACUUGCCGAGUCGCAGGAACGGAUCGGGGCCCUAUCCAAAGAGAUGGAGGCGAAGAAUGCCGAUAGCCAGAAAGCGCAAGCUGACCUAUCCAACAAGCUCGCAGCAGCGGAAAAGGCAUCCCAAGACGGGGCAGAAAGGAUUGCCGAGUUAGGUAAGUUGCUUGCCGACUCGAAUAAACGAGUCGAGGCCCUGUCGGGAAAGCUGGGUGGCGAGUCGAAAGCGCUCGAGGAGAAGUCGAAUGCUUUAUCGGAGGCGUCUCGAGAGCUUUAG
Daldinia childiae is the source of this 1140-nucleotide messenger RNA. RefSeq lists its product as uncharacterized. NCBI's taxonomy places the organism in Eukaryota, Fungi, Ascomycota, Sordariomycetes, Xylariales, Hypoxylaceae. The transcript has a single exon. Bases 1 to 1140 code for a protein of 379 amino acids. The record is from RefSeq and is a predicted model, not a curated record.